This is a messenger RNA of Paramormyrops kingsleyae, 2243 nucleotides long. RefSeq names its product family with sequence similarity 113 (gene fam113). NCBI's taxonomy places the organism in Eukaryota, Metazoa, Chordata, Actinopteri, Osteoglossiformes, Mormyridae. The record is from RefSeq and is a predicted model, not a curated record.
GCAGGGAGUUAAAAAUGAAAAUUUUCACAAAAACAUGGACUUAAAGACAGAUAUCCUAUACUGCAUACAAUGCAAAUUAAGACGAUACAUACUAACCAUACUCUGCAUGUAACAUAUCUUACGUCUGACAUAUAUUACAGACAACCCACCUAUGGCGUAUUGACUUCAGAUAAGAGUCAACUGGGAGGGGCUAGCUGGCUCAGCUUGGGGAGUAUUACGGUAAUACCCUGUACUACGAUAUUUAUGGUAUUUUGGGUAUAGCGCGGUAUUUUCGUUCGAAAAUACACCAAUCAUCAACUUUCAUCGAGAAAUAUUGGAAUAGCGUUGCGUUUCAAAAUACCAUCGAAAUACCAAAUACAGCUGUAUAAUGUCCAGAUAAGACGGUUUUAAAAGUAUACAUACCGCCCAAGUUUAGUGGUGGUUCAACGAUGGGUGCUGAGGUGCCUGCGGUAAAAUUUGACCAAGAACAGAGGGUGAAGGUAAAAUUUGUUGAUGGGUUGAACAGAAUUGUGGGGCAAAAUUUGUUGGUGUCAAGGAGCUACUAUCAAUUCCCAAGUAACCCCGCCUGGACGCCAUGAAGUGGGUAACCCAGAGCCAGGCCAGUCGGCUUCUGCAUAACAAGUUUGUUGUGGUGCUUGGGGACUCCAUCCAGCGCUCCGUUUACAAGGACCUGGUCCUGCUUUUGCAGAGGGAUGCCUUCUUAUCCCAGUCUCAGCUCAGGAAUAAGGGGGAGAUGAGUUUUGAACAGGAUGCCCUGGUGGAGGGUGGUCAGCUGGACACGAUGCACAAUGGCACAGGGUACCGGGAGGUGCGACAGUACCGCUCGGACCACCACCUGCUGCGUUUCUACUUCAUCACGCGCAUUUACUCCUGUUACAUGGAGAGCAUCCUGGCCGACUUGGACAGCCGCCUCAAACCGGACGUACUCAUACUCAACUCCUGCUUGUGGGAUGUGUCCAGGUAUAGCCGGAACUGGGCCCCGGAUUACCGGGAGAACCUCCAGAAGCUGUUUUCACACUUGAAGAGGAUCCUUCACCCGGAAUGUCUUGUGCUCUGGAACAUGACUAUGCCUCUGGGGAAGAAGAUCGUCGGGGGUUUCCUUGUGCCGGAGAUCCAGGACAUGGCGUCGAUGCUGCGCCAUGACGUCAUCGAAGCCAACUUCUUCAGCGCCACUCUGGCGGAUGCCCACGGCCUGGAUGUGCUGGACCUGCACUUCCACUUCCGCUUCCUGCUGCAGCACCGUGUCCGGGACGGCGUGCACUGGAACGCCCUCGCCCACCGGCGCAUCAGCAGCCUGCUGCUGGAGCAUGCGGCACAGGCCUGGGGCGUGGAACUGCACCAGCCAGGCCAAGGCAAGGAGCCCGGUGAGACCGCCGGACAGCAGCUGACCAUCACUGUACUGGAUACGCCCCGUCUCACAUCUCUGAAGGACCCAGGGUCCCAAAGUGUCUCCCGGGAUGUAAAGCGCCGUGUAAGAGCCCCAGCUUCCAGCAGCAGCCAGCACACUCACGGUCCGCCUCGGCAUUCUGGAUAUCAGCCACAUCCUUAUAGAGGCUGGUCGCCGUGGCAGCAGCCCAGCUUCAUGCACGGCCACAAUCGCUAUGGCGGCCAAAGCCAGUUCUUCCAGCAGCAUGCGCCCCCCUUCUUUUCAGGCUAUGCUGGUCCCUGGAACCCGUACCCUCAUGCAGGCCUCCCGCCCCCCAGGCCGGCCCCUCGAAUAGGGCCGGAGGAUGGGUAUGUGAUGAGGAGGCAGCGCCAGGCCAGGACUCCGAUCUCCCCGUACGCUCGUCGCAAGGCCCGCUCUGGCAACAGAUCCUGAACGUUCGUUGACGCUGCCAUUUCCACCGAGUGACGUCCGGCUAUGCAGCACCAUGACUAAGCUACACUCCUAUGAUCUAAUGACCAUACAUGGAUAACAUCCCCGUUACAAUAACUCAAUCCUAACAGUGUUCUGUUCUUCUCUCUCUCGUUCCUUUGUGCCUCUGUGUUUUUAGGACACAAACUGAUCUCCCCCACCCCCAGGUUGUUACACCCCUUUUGCAAACACUACUUGAAUCUUUGAUCAUUUAUUUACUCAGGCACACUGAAAAUGCCUUUUUUUUUUAAACUCCUGUCUCUGUACUGUGCUUUAUGCUUCUUUUUUUUUUAACACUAAAUGGUUCUUAAAUGUGGUGGUUUUGUUGAGCCGGAGAACCCGUAUUAAUGUUGUACAAAUAAAGUAAAGGGAAUUCUUCAAGCUGUCA